AUGACGCAACUCCGAUCUGCGCGCGCCCUGGUUGGCGCCCUCGUGGCGCUCCUUUUCGCGGCCGCGGCCGCGCAGCAGGCGGGGCCCUACGACCCCACCCAGACGGGGGGGUCGCUGUAUGCGGACUACUCGCCGGCCAUCAAAAGCGACGCCGGCUUCGUGUCGCAGCUCAUCACCACGACAGCGCCCCCCCCCGGGCAGGGGGGCUACAACCCCGCGUCUGGGAGCUAUGCCAAUCUGCUGGACUCGCACACCUUUACUGCGGUGCAGGGCAUGGGGGUUUCGACCGCUUACUUCAACCUUAAGCCCUGUGGGCUGGUCCCCCCCCACUACCACCCCAGAGCUGCUGAGGUGGCGAUCGUCACCUCGGGCGUAGUUCUCUUUAUCUUCUUCGACUCGGAAGGCAACACGCACUACAUGAACGUUCCUCAGGGCAGCCAGGUCCUGCUCCCCCCGUCGCUGCCCCACAUCUACCAGGAAUACGCCAACGCGCCGGCGACAAUCAUCUCGGCCUUCUCGGAGGAGAGCCCGGGAACAGUCGUAAGUAUUCCGAGACAGUUGUUUUUGUUCAUCAUCGUCGCUUUGUCGCGCACAGCUGUGGUUUCGUCCUGGCUCAAAAGACUUCCUGGCGCGCGCGCUGUUCGACUUCCCCGAGGGAUCGUGCGCUCCGCCAUGGGCCUGUUCAACCCGGGGGCGACCGCCAGUCUCAACGGCAGCAUCCCCGCGGGCUUCACCACCGUUUCCCCCGACGCGUGCACGUCCACCGGGGCAGGCCACCUGCGCUAG
Klebsormidium nitens is the source of this 786-nucleotide messenger RNA. The record is from the annotation of a GenBank genome assembly. Lineage: Eukaryota; Viridiplantae; Streptophyta; Klebsormidiophyceae; Klebsormidiales; Klebsormidiaceae.